Perca fluviatilis (European perch) is the source of this 640-nucleotide messenger RNA. RefSeq names its product protein ITPRID2-like. The record is from RefSeq and is a predicted model, not a curated record. The transcript has 5 exons. NCBI's taxonomy places the organism in Eukaryota, Metazoa, Chordata, Actinopteri, Perciformes, Percidae. Bases 224 to 625 code for a protein of 133 amino acids.
GUCCGCUGCGGACACGCCCCCUCUGGUUUCAGGAAGCGGAAGCAGGAAUGUUGCAGUGUUUUCAGAAAAGUUUGGAGAAGUUUGACAGUUUGGAAGCAGAGACACAAACUGCGGAGAAACAUGACGGUGUGUUACCUGCUGCUGAUGUUGCUGUAGAGUCGUCAGUCUCCUCUGACUGACUGACUGACUGACUGGCCUCAACCAGACACACAGAAAGGCAGAUAUGGAGAGUGGAUCUCUGGAAAUGGACACCAGCACUGCUCCAGAUCCAAGUGUGCAGUCAGACCACCGCUUAGCCGGCCUGCGGCGUCGGGCCUGGGCCCAGAGUAGGGACUCCAUCUGGCAAGAAUCAGAAGCAGAGAGCUGUGACCCCCAGGGGUCCCAACAGAACGUAAUGGAUGGGGAAGAACAAAGACCCUCAGAAGAACCAGGGCGGGUUCCUAACAAGAUCACAAGCUGGCUGAUUGAAUGCAGGACUCCCCUCGGAGCCUCUUUAGAUGAUCAGAGUGCUUCUCCAAGCAGAGGUAAUCCACAUUUUCUGUGUGUGUUGUUUGUAUACCGUACAUUACAUUGUGAGGACCCCAACCUGAUAGGACAUGUUCUGGGGAUGUUGGUUCAUGACUAAAUAUUUGCAACUAGU